Messenger RNA from Dermatophagoides pteronyssinus (European house dust mite), 1549 nucleotides. Its product is annotated as actin-like protein 6B. NCBI's taxonomy places the organism in Eukaryota, Metazoa, Arthropoda, Arachnida, Sarcoptiformes, Pyroglyphidae. The record is from RefSeq and is a predicted model, not a curated record.
AUGUUGAGCCCAUUCAUGCUUUGUUUUGAAUUCUGAGUUUGACAAUAUUUUUUUAAACAAAAAAAAAUCUUCGGAUUUUUUAAAAUUAGAAAUUCAUUUACAAAUAAUGUCGAAUGUCUAUGGUGGAGACGAAGUUGGUGCAAUUGUUUUCGAUGUUGGUAGUUUUUCAACAAAAGUUGGCUAUGCAGGUGAAGAUGCACCAAAAUCGGAAAUACCAUCCAUAGUUGCCAUACACGAUGCUCCAAGUAAAUUGGCCACGGAAAUGGAUCGUGUAGAUAGCGGUUCUUCAUCCACUGGUAGUAAAGAGCGAAGAUUUUACAUUGAUACCACACAAGUAAAUGUUGCCCGUCCUGGCCAAGAGAUUAAAACAUUUCUUCGAGAUGGAAUGAUUGACGAUUGGGAUUUAUUUGAAAAAAUGCUUGAUUAUAUUUAUGCUCGACAUAUCAUGUCCGAAUCAUCACAGCAUCCAGUUAUGUUCUCGGAAGUUUCGUGGAAUUCCAAAAAAUGUCGUGAAAAAAUAACGGAAAUAAUGUUUGAAAAAUAUAAUGUACCGGCAUUCUAUUUGGCUAAAAAUGCAAUGCUUGUAGCAUUCAGUGUUGGACGACCAUCUGGAAUUGUAUUCGAUUCUGGUGCCGAUCAUACGGCCGCUAUUCCUGUUUACGAAGGCUAUGUGAUCGAAAAAGCGAUUAAACGUAAUCAUUUUGCCGGAGAAUUUAUUACCAGUUUAUGUUAUAAACAUUUGAAUGAAAUGAAAGUCGAAGUCAAUCCAUAUUAUAUGAUCAAAUCGAAACAACCAGUUGAACCAGGACAACCUGCCAUUUGGAAUAAACGACAGAUUGCUGAUGGAUUAACAAAUUCAUGGCAAAAUUAUAUGCUAUUAUCCGAAAUACGUAACUAUAAAGCAUCAGUAUUGAAAGUUUAUGACACCAAAUAUGAUCUUAAUGAAGCAGAAAAGUAUUAUGAUCCAAUUAAUUAUCAUUUUCCUGAUGGCUACAAUAUGGAUGUUUCAUUGAAUGAUCAAUUUUUAAUACCUGAAAUAUUUUUCAACAAAUCAUUUAAUAUAUCGGAAUUCAUACAACAACAACAACAAACAUCGACAACAUGUUCAUAUUCAUAUUUAUCAAAUCUACCAAAAGAAUGGCUAACCUAUCCAGAUCUAUUACUAUCAAGCGUUAAUGAAUGUGAUAUCGAUAUACGACCAUUACUAUUAUCAUCUAUCAUAUUAGCUGGUGGAAAUACAUUGAUCGAAGGAUUUACCGAUCGUAUGACAAACGAAAUGAUGGCUACAGCACCAAAAAAUGUACGUCAUAAAGUUGUUGCGAAUAAUUCUUCAACUGAACGUAAAUAUGCAUCAUGGAUUGGUGGAUCAAUACUUGCAUCUUUGGGAACAUUUCAACAAUUAUGGAUUUCUAAACUUGAAUAUGAUGAAUCGGGAAAAUCUUGUAUCCAUAAGGAUAAUUUGACUACAUGAUUAAAUAUUAAAUGAUAACCACUAUAGAUUAUGCCACUUGUUGCUUUGAUUGUAACCGGCAUAAUAAUUAAAUCCUAA